Molecule: messenger RNA, 3712 nt
Organism: Dicentrarchus labrax (European seabass)
Lineage: Eukaryota; Metazoa; Chordata; Actinopteri; Moronidae
Product: formin-1
Exons: 3
Coding region: 191-943 (250 amino acids)
Source: RefSeq, a predicted model, not a curated record
GGUCCUGGAAAGCCACACAGUUCUUAACCAGUGCUUCUGUUUGUUUUUUCUCACAAAUAUGCCUACAACAACGCCAUCAAAUCAAAAAAGCAGAGACACUUAAAGCCAUUUGAAGGAACUACUCACACAUCUCAACAUGGGGAAAUAAGAUUAGAUCAAGCCUGAACCCUCUGGAUCAAAACUGGCAACGAUGCAGGUUGGUCUUCAGGUCACCAGCAGCACCUCUCUCCAGAUCCCUCCUCAGCCUAAGAUCUUGCUGGACACUGUUCAGCCCGUCCUGGUCCAGGCCAUCAUCAGCCCUGAGCAGGGUAUGGAUGGAACCCUCCAGACACCACGGCCCCCCAGGACCUGCAACUCACCUGGACCUGCUGGGAAAUCAUGCUGGAACUUGGACGUGAGGGUGGCCGUGCUUCUGGUGACUCUGGCUGGAGCUGUAAUCCUGCUGCUGCUGUACAGACUCUUACAGCUGAGACACAGGCUGAGGUUGGCCAGGGCGAGGCACGCUCUGGAGUACUAUAGCUUCUUCCACACCGCCACCUAUACACUCAAACACCCUGCACCACGCCAGGACCCGACAGCCAAGAACGGGACGGUCCCUGAAGCUGCUUCGCCUGUCCAAACCGUUACCCCGGUCAUCCCCACUGUCAUCAUCCCACUUCCUCCCCCACCUGUGUCUUCUCCACCCCCACUGCCGCUCCCCCCACCUCCUGUGCUGUCUCCACCACCGCUCCACACUCCACCUUCUCUCCCUCCAACACCUCCUGUCUUGGCCUUUCCGCUGCCCCUGCCUGUGAUCCACACCACCCCGCCCAGCCCUCACUUGUCGUGGGGUGCCUGCUCGGACGCAGAUGUUUACUCUCGGAUUGGAGCUUUCAGACCGUCCAGGCUCUCCAGCCUCUCCAACCACUCCAAAGUCAUCCUGUUUGAACACUCGUCUCUCUGAUUUGUGAUGCAGAACAUGACUGGAGACGUCUGCGUUUGAGAAGACUGCAGUGAUUACCCAAACCCCUUUCCUCUAAUGGACUGAUAAUCAUCCGGGUACUAUUAAGUGUGACUAUUAAGGCAUAGACAAAUAUUUGUUCAGAUACUUUCAGGUCUUUCAAGAACUCAGGUUUGAGUUUUCUGAGGCACUGAAUUGAUUUAUCUACUUUGCUUUAAAGUACCAAACUGUGUGCCAGACCUCUGCAAGAAAAUUGCAGUUUGGAAUAAAACAUCUCAACUGUGAUUAUGUUUUGUUCCUCUGGAAAGUGUGGUUGUCUCUCAAUUCAGACUGCGUGACAGGCCCACUGUUUCUUUCCCUGAAGAACUGUUUCAAACCUGUGUCUAUUCUAAAACUUUUGGAGGUAUAAGAAAGUCAAACUUGAAGAAAGACUCGCUUUUGUAUGUCAUGUCCUUCACAACCUGGUAAGUGCUCAUCAUUCAGAGCCUCACAAUCUCCAGGAUCAUCUUCAGAGAUUUAUUUUCUAAAUAUAUAUUGUAAAUAGCAACUUUGUCUAUUGAUAUUGACAUUUUUACACACUGUAAACACUUGGAAGUUGAUAAAACUAAAAAUGUUAAGGCAUCAGCCUAUCAAUAUUUAGCUUAUAGAGUAGAUGGUUUGAGUUAAGUCAUAUUUUACAUCAUCACAAUGCAAAACUUCCACUUAAAGUCAGCUUAACUUAAGAAGAAAUAAGAUACAAGUUCACCCAACAACUGUUAUCAAAGUGAGACGUGCAUCCCUCCCAAAUAAACAGAUAUAUCAUGCUUGUUAGAGAUCUAUAUUGCAAAUACUAAUAGGGCUUUUAAAAGAAAGAAAUGAGAUGUGCUAGCAUGGGAUGUCAAGAUGUAGUUGUAGGUGGUUUUCAGCCUGCGGUUGAAGAUUGUGCUGCCUCCCUAGUAAGGAACAGGCAAAUCCUCAUGUUACAAAAGGGAAAGCAACGACAGUUACUAGUAAUAGUAAGAUAAUGUCAAGACUGAUCCCUCCUGUGCUACACCACCUAAUACAGUAAUGACAGACGCUCAUUUGGCUUCUAGAGGAGAUUUAGAUGAGAAGGAAUGAGGUGAGGUGAGGUCUAAGCAGUUGCCAGGCAACCAAUGGAGACUCCUGGAAGUUACUGGGUGGUAUAACCCUGGAUAAAAUGACAAAUUGUUGCUUUACUUCAGCUUUUGAAGGGAUUAUUCAAACUAGUGAGCUUUUGAGGGGCUGGUAGGUGGAUUUUGUUCCCAAGCUAUCUGUUUCCCCAUUUCCAGUCUUUGUCUUAGCUAGCUGUGUUCAACGGACUGUAUGAGAGUGCUAUUUCUCAUCUACUGUCAUUCUCCACAGAAAGCUAAUAAGUGUAUUUCCCAGCCAGAAUAGAACUUCCGUUUUAAGUUACUAGACUGAAGUCAUGUAUAGAAGCUUUGAAUUGGCUCUUAAUGUGAGAAUGAGUCAAUUUAAGUGACAAGUGAAAAGUGACAAUCAUAUCCAAUUACAAACAAGUUAAAAAUAAAAGAUUUUUAGAAAGAGAGUUAAUGAAUUCAAUUGGUUGGUGAUUAAUUAUAUGAUUAUAAUUAGUUUUCCACAACUAAAAAACUCAAGUUAACAAAACUUGUUAGUGCAUUGCAUCCACAUAUUUAAACUGUGAGUCCUAAAUAUAGAUAGCAAGAGAAAAGUUUAUUUUUCUUAUAUAAUACACAAUGUCUUCAUUUUUACAGUGUAGUUAUUGUAGCAGAGCCUAUUGUUUCUUCAAACAGGAGGCAUUUCCUGAGCUGGUUUUCCAUGGCAGGGUCCCUUCCUGUUUCACAACAUUCUCUCUGUUUCCCCUGACACUCUCUCUCUCUGUAUCAGUCUCACUUUGCAUUUCAUUUACUUACAGUAUUAAAUUAUAACACUGAAGUAGUUUCAGACAUACAUUUGAAAUUGGCCAUAUUCAACACAUUUAAAAUCAUAGUACAACAACACUUAUCAAAGAUAUAAUGGGUACAAGAACCACUGACCAGACAGAUUGAUCAUUCUCUGAAGUUGCCCUGUGGACACUCUGCUACCAUCUGUCUGUUGUUCAUAUACUAACCUCUGCAUCCACCUUGGCCCUAACAAGCUGUUAAGAUACAUUUUCACUCAAUAUUUAACCAUGUUUUCUCAAUUGUCCUCUCAUUUAUAAUUCAGCAAUGGUUUAUAAAUUCAUGUGGGAAUCUGUUUGAGUCGAUGGUUGUUUCCUCUCCUGGGAGAAAACUGAGACCUUGCGUGAAAGGCCUCUUUAGUCUUUUCUGUGUCUAAUUCUGCUAGUGAGGCCGCGGUCUCCAUACUAAAAGCCAGUUAAUUCAAUCUGUGCAUGUACUGCAGCAUUGUCUCUUAAUUGGUUGUAAGCUGGGCAGGAAAGGCAUUUGUAACUAUACACUGCUGCAGCAAUUAAAUAAAAUGAGGCAAUGUCAUGCAAGGAUGAAUAUGAAUGGGUUUGUGUUCUGCAUCUGAUUGAUAUUAAUAGAGGUUUUUCAUCUCAAAAUGUUACAAAUCUAUUUCAGAAUGCCCAUAGUAAUGCUUCCUACAGUGGUAAAAAAAUAUAUACAUUCGGCAGCAGGUUGGUGUUACAUUUUUAGAUACAAGCUUUGCACUUUGUUGCACUUUGUUGCAUUUAGUUACUUGUUUUAUUUUAUGCUAGCUUGAUUCUUACUCUUGUAUUACUUCUCCACUUUUGUAUCGCAAUUGUUGCACAGCAGUUUCCCUCAGGAUAAAUAAAGCUUCUUGAAUCUUGAA